GACGUACCUAAAUAUUAGUAGGGUCUUAUGGGCAAAAAAAUUGUUUAAUAAUUAAGAAAAUUUCAUUAUUUUCAACAUAUCAAGGGGUCAUAGUGGCAAUAACCUAAGGUAAUAUAAUUCCCCUCUUUGCUUUGUUUACUUCCGGCGUCAGGGUUUCAGAUAUCGAAUCGGGGCUCUUCUCGCCGCUUUGAUUCCCUCCGUCAAAUCCCCCGCCGGUAGGUGACUGUGCUAGCUCCGAGCUGGUUGACGAGUAUACAAUAGUUCUAAUGGAUCCUGAAGGUAGAAAAUUUGGAAGAGGGCCUAGAGAGCUAGGAGGUUCAAUUGAUCUUCUAAAUUAUUAUAAACUUGAGCGGCAUCAUGAAUUUUUCUGCAAGAGGUCACUACCGUCAUCAAUUUCCAAGACUCAGUACCUUCACAAUGUUGUGGGAGAGACAGAAAUUAGGAAAGGAGAAGGAAUGGAACUUGAUCAGCUGUUCCAAAAUUCCACUAGUGUGGGAUGCGGACACAAACCGCUGCAUCCUUUUCAGUUGGAUGUUCUCAUGGAUGCUUUUCAGCUGCGAGAAGCAACUUCUACCGACCUGCCUUAUACAAAGAAAAGGGCUUCUGGUGGGUCAAAUUUGAAAGGUGAAGAUAGGGAGGAGAAGCAUAAAAAACACAAACACAAAAAUAGGGAAUCAAAAAAGGACAAACACAAGAAUAUAGAGACAAAAAUGGGUUCUAACAUGCAGUCUCAACCCCGCGUUGAUGCUAGCAGGAACAAAGAUAAAGAGUAUAAGAGAACUGUGGAUCAUAGUUUUGGUUAUGACCACUACUUGAAACAAGAAAGGGUGUCAAAAAUUUCUACUUUUUUGCCAUUAUAGUAAAUUGCAUUUGAAGAACGAUGUUGAGCUUGUAGUCUUGUUACUUAACAUGUUAUUUUUUCACCAAAAUACUUGUAGUCUUUUGUUUUCUUGCUGUGAUUACCUUAUUCAUAGUUACACUUAAUGUAGUCUUUCUGCUUCAAAUCAGAAACUGUGCAGGAUUUUUCCUA
Ipomoea nil (Japanese morning glory) is the source of this 1030-nucleotide messenger RNA. RefSeq names its product mediator of RNA polymerase II transcription subunit 19a-like. Bases 267 to 860 code for a protein of 197 amino acids. Gene Ontology annotation, molecular function: transcription factor binding; transcription coregulator activity. Gene Ontology annotation, cellular component: mediator complex. Gene Ontology annotation, biological process: positive regulation of transcription by RNA polymerase II. Lineage: Eukaryota; Viridiplantae; Streptophyta; Magnoliopsida; Solanales; Convolvulaceae. The record is from RefSeq and is a predicted model, not a curated record. The transcript is spliced from 4 exons.